Molecule: messenger RNA, 3288 nt
Organism: Cygnus olor (mute swan)
Lineage: Eukaryota; Metazoa; Chordata; Aves; Anseriformes; Anatidae
Gene: NSUN6
Product: NOP2/Sun RNA methyltransferase 6
Exons: 12
Coding region: 485-1894 (469 amino acids)
Biological process (GO): RNA methylation
Molecular function (GO): RNA binding; methyltransferase activity
Source: RefSeq, a predicted model, not a curated record
ACCCUUAGUGACGGGGGGCGCUCGGGGAGGGAGCCCGGGUUUGUCCUCCUGGGAGGAAAAACGUGGAGCCUGAACCUCGCUCGGGACCCCCCGGGGCUCCGAGUCCAGCCCCGAGCGGCAGCUCCUGUGUUUAAUGUUUCCAGGCUGCUCACAGCGGUUCUGGUGUUCUGACUGCGCUUUUUAGCAGAAUCGCUUCUCGGUUGUCAUGUUUAGGAGGAUGGUGGUUUCUAAGACGGACGUUGUAACUUUCCUACUUUGGCAUCAAGUUUAAAACCACUGAGAUUCUGCAGCAUUACAUGUUGGUAAAAUUGCCCUGUUUAUUUGUAUCAUGGCUCUGCCUCUUCCCUUUUGUAACACAUCUGUGGAACUUCACUGCACUUCUGUCCUGCCUGCGUAGUGUUUUUGACCAACCGUUUUGGGGUUUGCCCACCUACUGGCUCAUUUUUCACGAUCUCCGCCAGGAGAAUUUAAACACUGAAGGAAGAUGUCUUUUUUCCCGAAAAUAUAUUUCCAUCGUGAAGUUGAAGAGUAUCUCACCAAUGUGUUCAGAAAUAGUGAGCUUGUAACUGCUUUAGGUACAAAGGAAGCAGAGAGUAAAUAUCAAUCUCUGUUAAGUCAUCUAUCUCAUCCACCAGCUUUCACAACUGUUAGAGUCAAUACCCACUUGGCCUCAGUGAAACACGUGAAAAAAAUGCUGUUUGAAGAGAUCCAGAAGCAAUUUAAAGGAAUAUGUGUUCCAGUUCUUGAGCACCCAGAACUCCAGGACAUCUUAUUAAUUCCUGCCAUUGGACCCAGGCAGGAUUUAAAAAAACAUGAAUCUGAAGUCAUUGUUGGAGCACAGUGUGGGUAUGCAGUACUUCGAGGAGCACAUGUUUAUGUUCCUGGAAUCAUAUCUACCUCAAGAUUUAUGAAAGCUGGAGAUUUGGUCUCAGUAUAUUCAGAUAUUGAAGGGAAAUGUAAAAGAGGAGCCAAAGAAUUUGAAGGAGUCAAGGUUUUCCUUGGAAAUGGGAUUUCAGAACUGAGUCGCAGUGAAAUCUUCAGCUCACAUGGCCCAAUGAAUGGGAUGGGCAUCAGAAUGAUAGAGCCAGUCUACCUCAGUCCGUCCUUUGACAAUGUGCUCCCUAGUCAUUUGUUUUUACAGAACUUACCUUCUGUGGUUGUGAGCCAUGUUUUAAACCCUCAACCAGGAGAGAGAAUUUUGGACAUGUGUGCUGCACCUGGAGGAAAAACAACCCAUCUUGCAACAUUAAUGCAUGAUCAGGGUGAAGUAAUAGCAAUGGACAAGAUAGCUAACAAGGUCAAAAAAAUUAAGCAGAACGCUGAAUUGCUACAGCUGAAUUGUAUUAAGGCAUUUUGCUAUGAUGGAACAAAGGCACUUUCAGUUGAGAAGAGAGAGGAUGAACAAGAAGGACCUCCAUUCUUACCAGAGUCAUUUGAUCGGAUUCUUCUUGAUGCUCCGUGUAGUGGGAUGGGGCAGAGACCAAACAUGUCUUAUUCCUCAACUUUAAAGGAAGUGAUGUCUUACCAGCCGCUGCAGCGCAAGCUUUUCACGGUGGCAGUGAAAUUGCUGAAGCCAGGAGGUGUUCUAGUGUAUAGUACAUGUACGAUUACACUCUCUGAAAAUGAGGAGCAAGUUGCAUGGGCCCUAGAAACUUUUCCAUAUCUCCAGCUUCAGCGACAGGAACCUCAUAUCGGAGGAGAAGGCAUGAGGGGAGCUGGACUGGCACUUGAUCAGCUGAAGCUGCUUCAGAGAUUUGAUCCAUCCGCUGUGACCGUGCAAGGAAUGGAUAUUAAAGCCUUGCAAGAUUCCCGGGAAGAUGAUUUGAUUUCACUGGCAAAUAAGGACUGUAUAGGUUUUUUUAUUGCAAAGUUUAUUAAAUUGAAUGGUAAAUAAGCAUGCAGCAAUACAACCUGGAAAAAAAAUACCUCUGUAAGGCUGAAAUGUGGCUCUUGGUGCCGCGCCGUUGCCAAGCCAACAGGCUGACGGCAGGGUUGCUGUGGCAGCCAGAAAAGCUGCCAGCUGCUCUGCUGGGAAAGGGCCACGGGCUGGGGGAAGGGCACGGUCAUUUGGGGUCGGUUUGCUUUCCUAUGACAGCAGGUCACUGCUUGAAUGACAAGCACGUUCAAUCGCACUUCGGUCUGUUGGCUCUCGCCAUGCGAGCAGCUCGGCUAGUGCAGGAAAUGCAGGAACAGGGUGGUGUUUUUUUUUUGGGGGGGGGACGGGAACUGGGAAGGUAAGGUCCUUUAGAAAAUGCAAUCAUAAAUAGGUGGGAACUAUUACUGUGAAUUUUGGAAAAAAAGCCGUUUCAGUGGAGAUUUGCGGAUAGUUAAUGCUUCGUUAAGUAGUGCUUCAGGAAACACUGUAACAUUUUACAAAUAACUUUUAUAAAUUGAUACUUAGAACCUCAUUUCUCUUUUAUUUUAAUACAAGCAAGAUUCUCUGUACACAUAGUAUAUACACAAAAUACGAUUAGGCUUUGUAGCAUGUCUUUUAUAGCAGCAUGAAUAUAUUAAACCAUCUCACUCUGGGAAUGUAAAUAAAUAUUGUUUCAACAUCAAACUUCCCAUGCAUAAACUGUAUUGGUUCCCAAACAGCCUAUUGGACUGGCUGACAAGUGACAAUUUUAAAAUCAAACAUUUGCAAUAGAAGGGGCUACAGCUGUGAUGAAAAUAUCAAAAGACAGAAAACAAUGCAUAAUAUCAUCUUAAAUGUUGCAAAUCACCUUUCAAACAACUAAGAAUAUUAACUCUUUACUGGUUAGAAAGCAUCAACGGCUAAAAUCAUAUGAAAAUUGAAACUGGGGAAGCAUGCUAAUGAGAACUGACUUAAUACACUGCUCAAAGUUUUAAUAAUCUAAACUUCUUAAAUGUGUUGUAUGUAUUUAAAAAAUUCUGCUUCAGUUACAGAGGUGUUCUCUGUCUGAAUAAUGUUCUCUUUUCUUAGUACUGCUGGAAAUAGCACGAAAAUUGGAGGGAAAAAGUAAGCAUGAUUCAAAAACCUAAACUGACACCUGUGUUUUGUUGUGGGCUUUUUUGUUGUUGUUGCUGUUUUCCCACUGAUUUUCAAAGCAUUAUCUGGAAAAAAUAUCUUAUUUUGCACACAUGGUUAUUUGGUUGGAUUAAAGACUGACAUUUCUUUUCUAAUUUGCUUUUUGUACUGUCAGAAGUGCUUUUGCAUUUACUCAAUUUAUAAAACUCUGUCACUAGUCUGGUUGUGUACUUAUAUUUGCUAUAAAUGUUUUGAUAUAUAUAUGUUUUGUACUGUUCUUGAAUAAAUGAAAUGUCUCC